CCUUCCCACUACUCUCAAAUCAAUCAUUUGAAGCCCUUUCCCUCUCUGUACAAUCUCUCACCACUUCCAUCCCUUUGCAACAGAAUUAAGCAUACCAUGUCUGUAACAGGAGUUUCAGACCCUGAUAGAAUGUUGAAGAAGUCGCUCCAUCGAAGGAACGACGCCGGUGAGGUCGAUGUGUUUGAAGCUGCACAGUAUCUCUCGGGGUACAAUGACACGGUUAGCUAUAAUUGUGCAACAUUCUCUCAGAAGAUGAUGGGCAGGGUCAGCUUGGAUGUGCCAAUGACUAUGAGUAACACUUUUCCUCAAUUUGCUCAUUUGGUGGAAAAGCAAAUUAAGGAUAAGAAAUACAAGCAACCGAGCUUCCCUGGUGGGAGAUUUGCUACCUUCUUAAACUCUCUUUUCAAUCAAAGAGGUUCGAAGAAGAAGAAAUCGAAAUCGACCACGCAGUCCAAGAAAGAUGAAGAAGAGAGCCCUGGAGGAAGGAGGAGGAGCAGUAUUAGCCAUUUUCGGAGCUCAAGUACGGCCGACACCAAGUCGUUUUAUUCUUCGUCGAGCUCCGGUUUCAGGACACCACCUUCCUAUGCCCAUACUCCUAGCUACAAGGAAGUUAGAAGCUAUUUGGAUCGUAAACAGGUUGGACCAACAAAACGAACAGCAUUACAUAAUGCUGUCAUUGGUGAAGGAAAGAAUACAAAAACAACAGACUACUCUUGGUUGGAUGAGAAAUUGAAGUUCAAUAAUGGCUACUCAGAGAAUCACAAGAAUACUGGUGGUGUUCGUCAUCAGAAGGGUCCAAAUUACAGAGAUCGUUAUCCAUUGGACGAGAAAGAAAUUAUGAAGUUCAACGAGACCGAUGAUGGUGCAGAUAGUGAUUCAAGCUCCGACCUGUUCGAGUUGAACUAUGAUUUAAGCAUUUACUCAAGUGGUUUGCCCGUGUAUGAAACUACACAUAUGGACACCAUCAAGAGGGGUGCACCAAUUGCCAAUGAUUAG
Hibiscus syriacus is the source of this 996-nucleotide messenger RNA. RefSeq names its product protein BIG GRAIN 1-like E. The transcript has a single exon. Gene Ontology annotation, biological process: auxin-activated signaling pathway. The record is from RefSeq and is a predicted model, not a curated record. Lineage: Eukaryota; Viridiplantae; Streptophyta; Magnoliopsida; Malvales; Malvaceae. The coding region runs from base 97 to 996 and encodes 299 amino acids.